Messenger RNA from Talaromyces amestolkiae, 1620 nucleotides. RefSeq lists its product as uncharacterized. Gene Ontology annotation, cellular component: membrane. Gene Ontology annotation, biological process: transmembrane transport; carbohydrate transport. The transcript has a single exon. Gene Ontology annotation, molecular function: carbohydrate:proton symporter activity. NCBI's taxonomy places the organism in Eukaryota, Fungi, Ascomycota, Eurotiomycetes, Eurotiales, Trichocomaceae. The coding region runs from base 1 to 1620 and encodes 539 amino acids. The record is from RefSeq and is a predicted model, not a curated record.
AUGGAGACUGAGAAGAAUCCUCCGACAGUUAGCGCUCAUGUCGAACUCACGAAGGAACACCUUCAUGGCUGGGAAAAUGCUCGCCUGAAUACGGAAAAGGAGCACCAGUUGACAAUUCCGGAGGCCAUCCGCAAGCAUUACAAAGCUUGUCUUUGGUCUAUGGUAAUCUCUCUAACGAUUAUCAUGGAUGGUUACGAUGGUGCACUUCUUGGCUCGCUCGUUGCGUUCCCGUCGUUCAAGAGCCAUUUUGGUCAGUACGUCAGUGCCAGCUCUGGCUACCAGAUACCCGCUCAUUGGCAACUCGCAAUCGGCUGCUCGAGCUCUGUCGGUAAUAUCAUUGGUAUUUACAUUGGAGCCAUUACGACUGAUCGCUUGGGAUACAAGCGGUCGUUGUUGUUGUGGUUGACGUGGUUGACUGCCUUUAUCUUCGUGUCUUUUUUUGCGACACAUAUAUCUGUUGUUUUUGCUGGAGAGCUGCUCUCAGCCAUGAGCUGGGGCAUCUUUGCAACAAUGGCACCAGCGUAUGCAUCAGAUCUCUCUCCUGUUGUGUUGCGUGGAUUGUUAGAAAUUUGGAUCGUUAUGUGUUGGGGCAUCGGACAGCUCCUCUCGUAUUCCGUUCUCCUCACACUCAACAAAAACCUGUCCAUAUGGGCCUGGCGUAUCCCUUUUGCCGUGCAGUGGGUCUGGCCAGUCAUCAUUUUUCCACUAGUUUUAUUCGCACCAGAGUCACCUUGGUGGCUGGUGCGUAAGGGCAAGCUCGAGGCUGCUGAAAAGGUGGUCAAACGGUUGGGCAGUUCAGACAUGACUGAGGAAGAAGUCCGCCGUACAGUGGCUGCUAUGGUUGAAACAAACAAUCUAGAAAAGAAUAUGCACGAAGGCGCUGGUUAUCUUGACUGUUUCCGUGGACGUAACCUAUGGCGAACCGAAAUUUCCUGCGUCGCUUGGGCCGCGCAGUUGUGGUGCGGCUUUGUGAUUUCCUCAUAUUCGACUUAUUUCUUUGAGUUGGCCGGGCUUGCAGCAUCAGACGCAUAUAAAAUGAGUGUGGGACAAGGCGGUCUUCACAUUUUAUUCAACAUCAUUUCGAUCCCCGUCGUUGCUAGAGUGGGCCGUCGCCGUCUAUACCUCGCGGGACUUUCCUGGAUGGCGCUCAUGUUAUUUUUGGUCGGAUUUGUUUCGUUAAGCCCGCCAAAGGUCGCUGUCGGCUACGCACAAUCUGUGUUGUAUCUACUCUGGAAUUGUGGUUAUGAACUCACUGUCGGUCCGGCAGCUUAUAUUCUUGUUAGCGAAGUCUCUUCUACCCGUCUACGCAACAAGACUAUCGGUCUGUCCCGGAACGCCUACAACCUGUCCCUUUUGGUAAACUAUUUUGCUGGUCCAUACAUCCUCAACCCAACAGAGGGUAACUGGAAGGGAAAGACAGGCUUUCUGACCGGUGGUAUCAAUCUUCUUCUUCUUACGUGGGCAUUCUUCCGUCUCCCAGAGACUCAGGGCCGAACUUUUAUGGAACUGGAUAUUCUCUUCUCGAAGAAGGAAUUGAAAACUAGGGAUUUCAAGAACUACAAGGUGGAUUUUGCAGAGCUUAAUGAGGAUAAACUUGCCGGUACUAACUACGAUGCUUGA